Messenger RNA from Tilletiopsis washingtonensis, 2174 nucleotides. Its product is annotated as acetoacetate-CoA ligase. The record is from RefSeq and is a predicted model, not a curated record. Gene Ontology annotation, cellular component: cytosol. Gene Ontology annotation, biological process: lipid metabolic process. Gene Ontology annotation, molecular function: acetoacetate-CoA ligase activity. The transcript is spliced from 9 exons. Lineage: Eukaryota; Fungi; Basidiomycota; Exobasidiomycetes; Entylomatales. The coding region runs from base 72 to 2141 and encodes 689 amino acids.
CGGUGUGCUUCCUCCGGCCGCCGGCGCUGCUCCUUCUCUCACAACCUCAUCCACCGCUUUCCUGACAAGCCAUGUCCGCCGCCACGCAGGCCGAAGCCGCCGCCGCCGAAAAGGUGCAGGGCAAGCUCGUGUGGGAGCCCAAGGACCCCAGCAGCACGCGCAUCGACGCCUUCCGCCGCAACGUCGCCGAGCGCCGCGGACUGCAGCUCGACGACUACCACGCCUUCUGGCGCUGGAGCGUCGAACACCCGGCCGACUUCUGGGCCGAUGUGUGGGACGAGACGGGUGUCAUCGCUAGCAAGCGCUACGAGCAGGUCCUGCCCGAGAGCGCCGCCAUGUACCCGCCGCCGCGCUGGUUCGAGGGUGCGCGCCUCAACUUUGCCGAGAACAUGCUGCGGCACCGCGGCUCGACGCCGGCCGUGUACGAGGCGACGGAGCCGGAGGGAGAUGGCGGCGUCCUGCACCUCGCCUCCUACACGCACGACGAGCUGCGGCAGGCGGUCGCCAACGCAGCACGAGCCAUGCGGCGGCGCGGCCUCAAGACGGGCGAUCGCGUGGCGCUGUAUGCGCCCAACUGCGCCGCCACGCUCAUCGCCUUCCUCGCCGCCGCGAGCAUCGGCGCUGUCUGGCUCUCCUGUGCGCCCGACUUUGGCGCCGCAGGCGUGCUGGAGCGUCUGCGCGCGCUGCAGCCGCGCUUCCUCUUCACGUGCGACGGCGUGCGCUACAAUGGCCGCAAGCAUCCACACGCUGCGAAAGUCAAGGAGGUGCUGGAUGGCCUCAAGGUCGAGGGCCAGCCGCUCGAGCUGCUCGUCGAGAUCGAGUACAUCGGCGGCCAGACGCCCAUCGAGGGCGCCAUGCGCUGGGCCGACUUCCUGGAAGAGGGCGCUGGCGACGAUCACAUUGAGUAUUCUCAGCUUGACUUUAAUCAUCCCCUGUGGGUGCUGUUCAGUAGUGGCACAACGGGCAAGCCAAAGGCGAUCACGCACCGCGCUGGCGGCAUGCUGCUGCAGCUCAGCAAGGAGCACCUCAUCCACGGCGGCCUCUCGAAGGACGACGUCUUCUUCCAGUUCACCACGCCCGCGUGGAUGAUGCACAAUUUCCUCAUCGCCACACUCGUCGCCGGCUGCGCCAUUGUGCUGUACGACGGCGCGCCGCUCAAGCCCGCCAAUGUGCUGUGGGAGCUGGCGGAUCGCUACGGCAUCACCGUGUUUGGCACGAGUGCUGGCUAUCUCUCGGCGCUGCAGCGCUCCGGCUACCGGCCAAAGGACGAGUUUCCGAACCUCAAGGUCCGCCAGAUCCUCUCCACUGGCUCGCCGCUGCGCGCAGAUCUCUACCCCUGGAUCAUCGAUGCUAUUGGGCCUGUGCUCAUCGGCUCGAUCACGGGCGGCACGGACAUCGCCAGUCUCUUUGCCGGACACAACGAGGCGCUGCCGGUGCGCGCAGGCGAGAUCCAGGCGCGCAACCUCGGCAUGAACGUGGAUGUCUUCGACGAGGAAGGAAAGCCCGUCGCGGCCGGUGCUGGCGAGGGUGAUCUGGUGUGCAAGACGCCCUUCCCGGCGCAGCCGCUCGGCUUCUGGGGCCAGCCGGAGAGCCGGCAUUUCGAGACAUACUACUCGCAGUUCCCAGGCGUCUGGUACCACGGCGACUACGUCUCGCUGACGCCGAGCCUCGGCCUGGAGAUGCGAGGGCGCAGCGACGCCAUCUUGAACCCGGGCGGCAUCCGCUUCGGCUCGUCGGAGAUCUACGAGACGCUCGAGGCGCACAAGACGUCUGCGCACCUCUGCGACAUCGACGCUGCCGUCGUGUGUGCGCUCAAGACGCGUGGCGGCGACGACGAGGUCGUCGUGCUGCUCGUGACGCUGCGGCUCGACUCGGCCUCUGCCUCGCCCGAGGGCUUCAAGGCGCUCGAGACGGCCGUCAAGAGCGCCGUGCGCAGCGCACGCAGCGCUCGCCAUGUGCCGGCCUUCAUCCGACAGGUGCAGGGCGUGCCGCUGACGCUCAACAGCAAGCUCUCCGAGAUUCCCGUCAAGAAGCUCCUCAACGGCGCCGAGCUCAGCGCCAUCAACCGCUCGACGCUGCAGAACCCAGACUGCCUCGAGGAGUACGUGCAGCUCGGCAAGGAGCUGCGCGACGCGAUGUAGAGAGAGAAAUGCGGAUCACACAUCUCAUGGACU